Molecule: messenger RNA, 684 nt
Organism: Orycteropus afer afer
Lineage: Eukaryota; Metazoa; Chordata; Mammalia; Tubulidentata; Orycteropodidae
Gene: UBE2U
Product: ubiquitin conjugating enzyme E2 U
Exons: 8
Coding region: 1-684 (227 amino acids)
Source: RefSeq, a predicted model, not a curated record
AUGCACUCUAGAGCUCACCUCUUGCUGGAAAGAGACUUCCAGGAGUUGAUGGAGAACAGCCAUAGGGGUAUUAUUGCCUUUCCUGUAAGUGAAGAUAUGAUGCAAUGGGAAGCUGAAAUUGAAGGUCUACAAUACACAAUUUGGCAUGGAUUGUUCUUCCAACUGUCAAUACAUUUUAUAUCAGAAUACAAUUUGGUUCCUCCAGAUGUGAAAUUUAAAACAAUUCCUUUUCAUCCAAAUGUUGACAAAUACACUGGUCGGCCGUGUAUUGAUUUUUUGGACAACCCUGAUAAGUGGGAUACAAGCUAUACAUUAAGCAGCAUCUUACUUACCCUCCAGGUUAUGCUUUCCAAUCCAGUAGUAGAAAAUCCAGUGAAUUUGGAAGCAGCUCAAAUGCUGAUUGCCAAUGAGUCUUUGUACCAAAUAACAGUUCUAAAGCUUUUUGGCCAGCGAUUACACCUUGGAGAUAGCCGCCCUGAGUUACCUAAGAAACCACUGGAAUGCAUCAAGUCAUUUAAAGAUGUUUCAUUUAACAAUUACUACGAGUCAUGGUCUGAAAUAGCCACAUCAAAAGCCACAGAAUAUUACAGAACUCCACUGCUUCAAGAUUCAAAUUUCAUAGGAAAUUAUUAUAAAUGGAAGAAAAUGGACCUAAAUCACCCUAAAGAAUGGCGUUUAAGGUAA